AUGGGAAACUGUUGUGUGGCAGCGUCGUCAAUGGAGUGGGACGGCGAGGACUGGAGUGAUUUGAAGACGAAGAAGGUGUUUGAUGAAUCACAUGUUAAUCAUGGAUUGGGUUUGGGGAAAGUGCAGAAGGAGAAGCUUAUGGGAGCGGUAAGAGCUUCUCCCGAUGGCAAUGGGAAGGUGAAGAUGGUGAUUUCAAAGAAAGAGCUGGCUCAACUGUUGGGGAAGCCACACCAGAUUGGUAAGAAAACCAAUUCUGCAGAAGCAGUUCUGCUCAGCUUAAUAAAAGCAAGAUAUCAGCAUUCUCGUCACGACUUGUGGAGACCCGUCUUAGAGACUAUUCCUGAGGUUUCUUGA
Messenger RNA from Vigna angularis (adzuki bean), 354 nucleotides. RefSeq lists its product as uncharacterized. The record is from RefSeq and is a predicted model, not a curated record. The transcript has a single exon. Lineage: Eukaryota; Viridiplantae; Streptophyta; Magnoliopsida; Fabales; Fabaceae. The coding region runs from base 1 to 354 and encodes 117 amino acids.